CGGCAGCUUCUCGGCGGCGGCGCCUUCCCUGCGCGGCGGCCGCUCCGCCGGCGCUGGGUCCUCCCGCCUCGGCCAUUUUCCCUCCCGCCUCCCUCGGCUCCUCAUCCCGCGCCCUGCCCCCGCGCGGGGACUUUUCCGGAAAGUUUUUAUUUUCCGUCUCGGCUCUCGGAGAAACAAGCUCCCGGUGCGGCGGCGGCCGCAAAACUUUCCGGCUGCCGCGCCGCCGGCCCGCGCCCUCGGCCGCCCGGCCCGCGGCCGCGGCGCGCCCGCCGAGCGAUGAGCCGCCCUCCGGCGCUGCGGCCGCCCAGCCCGCUGCUGCCCGCGGCCGGCGCGGCGGCGGCUGCCGCCGCGCUGGUCCCGGGGUCGGGGCCCGGGCCCACGCCGUUCCUGGCUCCCGUCGCGGCCCCGGCCGGGGGCGUCUCGUUCCAUCUGCAGAUCGGCCUGAGCCGCGAGCCCGUGCUGCUGCUGCAGGACUCGUCCGGGGACUACAGCCUGGCGCACGUCCGCGAGAUGGCUUGCUCCAUCGUCGACCAGAAGUUCCCUGAAUGUGGUUUCUAUGGAAUGUAUGAUAAGAUUCUGCUUUUUCGCCAUGAUCCUACCUCCGAAAACAUCCUUCAGCUAGUGAAAACGGCCAGUGAUAUCCAGGAAGGUGAUCUUAUUGAAGUGGUAUUGUCAGCGUCCGCCACCUUUGAAGACUUUCAGAUUCGUCCGCACGCUCUCUUUGUUCAUUCCUACAGAGCUCCAGCGUUCUGUGAUCACUGUGGAGAAAUGCUGUGGGGCCUGGUGCGUCAGGGCCUUAAAUGUGAAGGAUGUGGUCUGAAUUACCAUAAGAGAUGUGCAUUUAAAAUCCCCAACAAUUGCAGUGGCGUGAGGCGGCGAAGGCUCUCCAAUGUUUCCCUCACUGGACUCAGCACCGUCCGCACAUCAUCUGCUGAGCUCUCCACCAGUGCCCCUGACGAGCCCCUUCUGUCUCCUGUGAGUCCUGGCUUUGAGCAAAAGUCACCAUCUGAGUCAUUCAUUGGUCGAGAGAAGAGGUCAAAUUCUCAGUCAUACAUUGGGCGACCAAUUCAGCUGGACAAGAUUUUGAUGUCUAAAGUGAAAGUACCGCACACAUUCGUCAUCCACUCCUACACGCGGCCCACGGUGUGCCAGUACUGCAAGAAGCUUCUCAAGGGGCUUUUCAGGCAGGGCUUGCAGUGCAAAGAUUGCAGAUUCAACUGUCAUAAACGUUGUGCACCAAAAGUCCCAAACAACUGCCUCGGCGAAGUGACCAUUAAUGGAGACUUGCUUAGCCCUGGAGCAGAGUCUGAUGUGGUCAUGGAAGAAGGGAGUGAUGACAAUGACAGUGAAAGAAACAGUGGGCUCAUGGAUGACAUGGAAGAGGCAAUGGUCCAAGAUGCUGAGAUGGCGAUGGCAGAAUGCCAGAAUGACAGUGGAGAAAUGCAGGAUCCAGACCCCGACCACGAGGACUCCAAUAGGACCAUCAGUCCAUCGACAAGCAACAAUAUUCCACUCAUGAGGGUAGUGCAGUCUGUCAAACACACGAAGAGGAAAAGCAGCACAGUCAUGAAAGAAGGAUGGAUGGUCCACUACACCAGCAAGGAUGCUCUGCGGAAACGACACUAUUGGAGAUUGGAUAGCAAGUGCAUUACCCUCUUCCAAAAUGACACAGGAAGCAGGUACUACAAGGAAAUUCCUUUAUCAGAAAUUUUAUCUCUGGAACCAGCAAAAACUUCAGCUUUAAUUCCUAAUGGGGCCAAUCCUCAUUGUUUUGAAAUCACUACAGCGAAUGUAGUGUAUUAUGUGGGAGAGAAUGUGGUCAAUCCGUCCAGCCCACCACCAAAUAACAGUGUCCUCACCAGUGGCGUUGGUGCAGAUGUGGCCAGGAUGUGGGAGAUGGCCAUCCAGCAUGCCCUGAUGCCCGUCAUUCCCAAGGGCUCGUCCGUGGGUUCAGGAACGAGCUUGCACAGAGAUAUUUCAGUGAGUAUUUCAGUAUCAAAUUGCCAGAUUCAAGAAAAUGUGGACAUCAGCACAGUAUAUCAGAUUUUUCCUGAUGAAGUACUGGGUUCUGGACAGUUUGGAAUUGUUUAUGGAGGAAAACAUCGUAAAACCGGAAGAGAUGUAGCUAUUAAAAUCAUUGACAAAUUAAGAUUUCCAACAAAACAAGAAAGCCAGCUUCGUAACGAGGUUGCCAUUCUACAGAACCUUCAUCACCCUGGUGUUGUAAAUUUGGAGUGUAUGUUUGAGACGCCUGAAAGAGUGUUUGUUGUUAUGGAAAAACUCCAUGGAGACAUGCUGGAGAUGAUCUUGUCAAGUGAAAAGGGCAGGUUGCCAGAGCACAUAACGAAGUUUUUAAUUACUCAGAUACUUGUGGCUUUGCGGCAUCUUCAUUUUAAAAAUAUCGUUCACUGUGACCUCAAACCAGAAAACGUGUUGCUAGCAUCAGCUGAUCCUUUUCCCCAGGUAAAACUUUGUGAUUUUGGUUUUGCCCGGAUCAUUGGAGAGAAGUCUUUCCGGAGGUCAGUGGUGGGCACCCCUGCUUACCUGGCUCCCGAGGUUCUAAGGAACAAGGGCUAUAAUCGCUCUCUAGACAUGUGGUCUGUUGGGGUCAUCAUCUAUGUCAGCCUAAGUGGCACGUUCCCAUUUAAUGAAGAUGAAGACAUACACGACCAAAUCCAGAAUGCAGCUUUCAUGUAUCCACCAAAUCCCUGGAAGGAAAUCUCUCAUGAAGAAAAGAAGUAGUCUUCAAAGAAAUAGCAGGAGCUGAUGGAAGAGAGAAAAUGACUCAUAUGAUGCUCAGAAAAGAGUUAGUUCUUCAGUGAAUAUACUUUGGAGUUUAUCGAAUUCUCAUAAAAGUCCCGUAAGAUAGGUUUUACUAUUAUAAUUAUAUUUCAAAUGACAAAACCCAAACAUAAGUGACACCACCAGUCAAAAUCACAAAACUAGUAAGUGGCAGGGCCAGAAUCCAUGCUCAGUCUGAGCGUACAUCCUUUUACCACUAGUCCUACUUCUUUUCUAGUUUACAGGCAAUGUCUAAUUCUGAAUUCAUUCUGUUUGUUCAUAUUUUCACCACUUAAAAAGGCUAAUCCAUUUGUAGAUAAACAUCUCUUAUUUGACACCUGUUAUUGCUGUUUGUAUUAAAUGGCAAGAGCUAUGCAUUAUCAGACAUGUAAGUUACCAUUAGCAACAUCAUUUAACAUCCUCUAAUUAGUUGUAAAUCAUAGCUAGAUGGAUAUAUCUUAAAGGAAUCUAUGGCCUAUUAAAGAACUAUCAGGUAUGCCAAAGGAAUAAUUAAAUAUUUAUGAUAUUUCCACAAAGACAAAAAAUAAGGUGUAAUUAUGUUUCUUUUCCAGGAGACAGAAAAGAGAGAAUUUUCAAAUAGCCUUGGGACCAGUACCACUGUUAGGAAGCAUUACCUCUAAAGAGUUAACUAUUAUGACUGAUAUUUCUUAUCCAGAAAUUCAGUAAAAUAACUUGAUUCUGGUUAGUAGACCACAAAUCUGGAUUAUCACUGAAGCGAAUCAGACACUUUCUUGUUAUACAGGAAUAGGGCAUUGGGGAAAUAAUAUUAGUGCUUUAAAUUUUGGGGGGACAGGGAAGGGAGAGUAGUGGAACAAAUGAUGCCCUCUAUGUUAUCAGGGAAAUUUGCUCAGCUAUGUGGCUUUAACCUAUUUAGGCCAGAAAUAAACAGCUAUAGAACCUUUAGUUAUUACUGGUAACAAAGACCAGAAGCAUAGAUAUCAAAGGCUCAUGAAAUAGUUAUUGAGGAAUCACAAAACAUACACAUCAUAGGUAAUAUGAAAGUAGAGGACAGAACGUAAUAUGCUUCAAGGAACUUGACAGCUAGUUGGGGAGAUGAGUUAUAUGAAUUUGGAAAAAUAAUAAUUUAUCUCCUUGAAUUUUUAGCUAGGUAUAAAAUCAGGGUCUCCAAGUUCAGGAGAGGGUAAUGGACUUGACUAGUCAGAAUUUUAUUUUUGGUAGAGACAGAACAUAGGCCAGUCACUGAAAAAUGGGAAGGAAGAGCAAUGGCAUUUCAGCAAGAAGGAAUUUUUCACAGGAUAAUUCAAAAGACAUUUAUAUUCGAAUAGGAAUUAUGCAUUUUACUUGGCUAUAGAAAUGCGUAAGCACUAAAAAUUUUCUACCACUCAGACAAAAUAGUGGAAGCUCAGGUGGAAGAUAUAACCCUCACUUUUUCAAAUAACUAAGUAUCAGUUUGGGAAUUAACUGGCUUCUCUCCUAGUACCUCCUUCUGGCAUGUCCUUGCCUUUAAGGCACAGGAAUUAUAGUGUUUGCUAGCUGAAGCUCUGGAUGGCAAAUGAGUUUUCUAACUGCUGGUAUAUGAACAGAACUUAUGCUUGAAUAUAGAAAAAAGUUCUAGUAUGUCAUAAUGUCAGCUGAGGUGUUACAAAAGCAGUUACUGGCCGAGGUUCUAUCCCAUUAUCUUGCUGAGAACAAAGAAUUCCCUCAUUAGAAGUUAUAAUGGAAUUGUUGCCAAAUAAUUUUAAGCAUAUAGGAUAUGACAAACACACAAGGAAAACUAGUAUCUGGCAAAAGAUCACAACCAGUAUUAGAUCAGUUUUUAGUCUCAAGAUGCUUUAUAUGCUUUAUACCACACCAGUAACACCAAGAAUCCAGAUAUAGGGAAAUAAAAAUCUAGGCACCUCAAUGAUGCUGAAAUCAAAGAUCAAGGUCAGUGGUCAAGCAGUUUGAGAUACAGUCCUCUCUGUCAUUCUAAUUAGUGAUCUCUUACCUUCCUUGGGCUUCACUUCCUCAUCUAUAAAACGUGGUAAUGAUUUCUGUCUCCAUAGCAAAGUUGUGAUAAAGACUGAAUGAGAUAAAUGAUGUGAGAGACAUCUGUAAAGUCAAGUGUGGGUGAGCCAAAGAUUUGCAUUAGAAUGAGGACAGCAGAACACUAAGCUAAGCAUUUGCCCUGUUUAAUAACCAGUAUUGAUUGUGUAGUUUCAGAAAUUAUGUGCAUGUUUCCCCAGUGUUCUUUGGAUACAUUGCUUGCUGUAUUUUUUUCGUGGCAUGAAAAAGCAAAAGUAAAUAUUAUAAAGUCUUUAUAACAUGCCAUAGAUGUGUCAGAAUGAAAAAUUCCUUUAUCAUGUAUUAUUUCUGUUAAUAUAGAUAUGGACUUGUUACAAUAUAAUAGUUAUACAUUGGGGUACUUAAGUAGUCAUGGUGCUGCUUGAUCCUCACAGCAAUCCUCUGAUGAGUAGUUUGCUUAGGUUAGUGUUUUGCCUAACGUCACACAAUGACCUUGAAAUCAAGGGCUUGGACUUGAAAUUGUUUGUCUCCAUUCUUUACACUAUACAUUGUUGUAUACCCAAAGGUGCUUAUUUCUUAUGGCUUGAUACUUAGAAACCUCCAGCAAUAUUUUAUACUCAUUAAUUAUUCUUGCUAAGAUAAUGAAUGCCGGCAUUCUGGAGAUAUGCUUACUAAUAAUUUAUUGAUAUCAGUGAAUUAAUCAGGAUUCUUGUGUUUAAACAAUAGGAACCUAUCUCUAACUAAGUUAGGCAAACAGAAUAAUAUAUUGACUCACAGAACUAAGAAGUACAAAAGGUAAACCUCAGAUUCAGCUGGAUCUUAAAGAUCAAGUGUUGUUUCUCCAUCUCUCAGCUCCCUUUUACUUUAGGAUGACUCCUUCUGAGGCAGACUCUUCAUGUGGUAAAAAGUGAUCUCCCAGCAGCUCCAGGCUUAUGUGCUGCUUAUUGUGCAUGAUUUAGAGUGGAGGAGGGAUCAUCUCUCAGUAGCUGUAGAGUCUCUGAAAGGGGCACUGAUUGGCCAUGUUUACAUCCCAUAAUACCCUGGGAACAAUCAAGCAAUCACCUCAGGAGCCUGGUGGGGGUGGGGAACCUGCAACCUUAAGGUGAAAUGUAGCCUUCUAGGUCCUUAAGUGCAGCCUUUUGA
Molecule: messenger RNA, 5910 nt
Organism: Microcebus murinus (gray mouse lemur)
Lineage: Eukaryota; Metazoa; Chordata; Mammalia; Primates; Cheirogaleidae
Source: RefSeq, a predicted model, not a curated record